This is a messenger RNA of Ostrea edulis (European flat oyster), 666 nucleotides long. Its product is annotated as perlucin-like. Bases 1 to 591 code for a protein of 196 amino acids. The transcript is spliced from 4 exons. The record is from RefSeq and is a predicted model, not a curated record. Gene Ontology annotation, molecular function: signaling receptor activity. NCBI's taxonomy places the organism in Eukaryota, Metazoa, Mollusca, Bivalvia, Ostreida, Ostreidae.
AUGGAGAUUGUAAUUGAGGUAGCCUUUAGUGGUGGACAUUUGUAUGUGGACGAUUUUUUGAUAUACAACGCUCCUUGCAGCACGGACGGUAUUAGAACACCUGUGUGUCCACAAGGAUCGAUCAAAAGAAAGGGAUUGGAAAAUAUGAUGAGCUGUUACACGUUUCAUCCGGAACCAAUGACUUUCCUAGCUGCAAUUCAAACUUGCAAAUUAACCUGGCCAGGGGCAACAUUACUUCAAAUUGAAACAGCAGACGAGCAGGCUUUCAUCGCUAACAUCAUUAAUAAAACAAUUUCUAUGUCGAAUGCAGCUGACUUUGGCAUUUGGACAGGAGGGAAUGACGUUGAUACUGAACACACAUUUGUAUGGAAUGGUCCCACUCACCCAAUCGCAUUCAACUACACUCACUGGCACCCUGGACAACCCAACAACAUUGGAGGGGAUCAAGACUGCGUUUUAAUUCAAUACAAAUCAUCCAACUAUGAAUGGGGCGAUGUGAAUUGCAACGAGAAGCAUUCUUUCAUUUGUGAAAUGAAUUACGAUGUUAGACAUCAGCCAAGUCAUCAAUAUCCAAGUGGAGUUAUUGGAUAAAGGGCUCAGCAACGUUUCGAAUAACUACAUCACCGCUAAUGAUCUAAAGAGGAAAUACAUGUAUACAUUUCUAGU